Leptonychotes weddellii (Weddell seal) is the source of this 5988-nucleotide messenger RNA. Lineage: Eukaryota; Metazoa; Chordata; Mammalia; Carnivora; Phocidae. The record is from RefSeq and is a predicted model, not a curated record.
ACAAGUAGGAGGGGCAAAGGGAGAGGGAGAGAGAAUCUCAAGCAGACUCGACACUAAGCACAGACCCCGACUUGGGGUUCAGUCUCGGGACCCUGAGAUCACUCCCUGAGUCGAAACCAAGAGUUGGUCUCUCAACUGAUUGCGCCACACAGGCCCCCCCAUAGUAGACUUUUAAUCAAAAAUUCUCAGAGCUAUUAGUGUGAUGGAUGAAUAUAAGGCACCCUAUAUUUAUCAGCAGUUCUGAAUCCUUUUCACCAUAGCACAGGGUAGAUAAUAUUUCCAUGUAAGAACAUGUUCCUUUGUAAGGCCUAGCCGGGGGCAGUACUUGCUAACUGCAACUCCAUUCCUUUCUUUCCCACUCAGAAAAGCUUUCUGGAAUGCAAACAAGGGGAAAGUGGGGACUUCAAAUCAUUUCACAUUUUAUCGUUAGUAACAGAGUCCUUUUGGGAUCCGCACAGCAACACCAGUGUGUGCAGAGCCUGGCUGAGGAUCCGUGCUGUAGAUGACGGCAGAGUCUUCGGACGUGGUGUUUAAGAGAGCAUAUAUUCCUAGAACCUUGAAUGAAGUAAAAAACUAUGAAAGGGAUAUGGAUAUAAUGAUGAAAUUGAAGGAAGAAGAUAUGGCCAUGAAUGCCCAACAAGACAAUAUUCUGUACCAGACCGUUACAGGAUUGAAGAAAGAUCUGUCUGGAGUUCAGAAGGUUCCUGCACUUCUAGAAAAUCAGGCUAAGGAAAAGGCUUGUUCUGAUUCAGAAGAUGCUGGAAGCUCUGAGUGUUCUGACAUAGACUCAGAAGAGCAGAGAGAACAGGCCUGCUCCAGGAAACCCACUGCUGACGUUGAAGUUGAUAAAAAGGAAAGAAAAAAGAUGGUCAAGGAAGCCCAGAGAGAGAAAAGAAAAAACAAAAUUCCGAAGCAUGUGAAAAAAAGGAAGGAGAAGACAGCCAAGAUGAAAAAGGGCAAAUAGAACCAGAACUCGAGACAUAGAGUAAUCUUCCAUCAGUCGCUUUUCCCGCCUGCGCGGUGAGCUGCGCCUGGAAGGGGUUCUCACGGCAGUGUCGUGAACACGGGCUCACGUGUGCUCACGUGUUCUUGUGUAAUUAUGUAACAAGCUCUAAGCUCUCCCCGUCUAGAUGCACUCACUGCCUCUGGGUGGUAUUGACAGAGGAUUUAUUUAAACUACUAUUUUAAUGAAGAACUUUAUACAGUUUUAUUUUUAUAUAUAUUUUUUUCUCCUGCAAUAUGUUUUUCGAAGCAUCAUAAAUGUUUAAAUGUGACCAACAUCCAUAGUCUUUAUGUAAGUGUAAAGGCACUUUGGACAGACUUGGGUAGAUUGUUUUUGCUUUGCUCGUACAUGCCAGAGACCCAUCUGAAAUCAUUUGAUCCUAGGGCCGCUGUUUCUGUGGAAGGGAGUUUCGUUUCUAAGAGAAUUCAUUUGGUGGUUGAUUCAGUAAUCAUCUACUGCGACUGUUCUGUGUGCAUUGCUGCUCAUUUGGGAUGCACUUACUCUUCAUCUUUGUUACUCUUGAGUGAAGACAUCGCAGUUUAUAAGCUAUUUCACAUUCAGCUAUUUGGCCUAUUCUGUUCAUUCAUCGAAUAUUUGAGUGUGUUAGGUGCUAGGGAUACAGCAGUAAACAAAACUGAAAAAUUACCACGUUCAGGUACUUUACAUUUUGAAAGCAAGACAUUAAACUAAUAAAUAAAAAUGUAUCAGUAGGUGGUAAAUUCUGUGGUGAGAAAUAAUGCAGAACAAAGAGAAUGCCUGGGGAGGUGGGAGUUUGCCGUUGAAAAACAGGCCACACCGAGCAGCUACAUUUGAGCAAAUACUUGAAGAAUGGGAGUCAGGUAUGUAUCAGGAGAGAAGAGUAUUCCAGUCAAAGCAAACAGCAAGUGUGAAGGCCCUGAGGCAGAAGUGUGCCUGGAAUGUUCCAGAAACAAGAGGCUCCCAUGACCAAGAAAGAGAUUACAUGGUGCUAGGCUAUUAGAGGAUUUUGAGCAGAGGAAUGAUAUGAUCUGACUUGUGUUUUGGAGGGAUCUCGCUCUCUGGCCUCCGUAGAGACCUGAGUAGGAAGCGAGGGUGGGAGACCAGGGGGGAAGUUACUGUAGUAACCCACGUGGGAGCUGGUGAUGGGUCUGUCUAGCAUGGUGGCAGCGGACAUGGAGAGAGAGGUGGGAUUCUAGUUUAACACAGUGGAGUGAACUGGAUGUGCUAAGGGAAUAUGUGAGGUGUAUGACAAAGUGAGGGAUGGCUUCAGGGUUUAUGACCCAAGCACUUGAGACUGUUGCACUUGCCACUUCCCAUGUUGGGAAGGAAUGUGACUGGAGCAGGAUUGGGGGUAAGCUUCCAUUGCAACAAAGCACAAAAGUCAAAAGAAAUGAUAAAUUUUUAAUUUUUCUUACCAUAUAUUUUAUAUUGGAAAUACCUGUUUUAGCCCUUGCAUCAGAAAAAAUUGCUAUAAAUAAACUUAGUUUCCCUGAAACUGAGGCUUGAACCUGGUGGUUUGAGGGUUGGUGGGCUAUUGCGGGGGUGGGGGGGCAGUCAGCUGAGCUUUUAAAAUACUAGGUCACAUGUAUUAUGUUCAUACUCUCCUCUCCUCCUGACUUUAAAAAGUUCCAAAUGCAAAAUGUGAUUUCAAUGAAAUACAACAGUAGCCCCUCUAAAAUAUUCUACAGUUAGCCAGAGAGAAACAAACAGAUUUAGCAAUCCUGUACACGUUUGGGGAUUUUAUCUUCAGGAUCUUCCCUUUCUCAUACGUGUUUGGUCUUACUCUCGCACAAGGUGUGUUUAGGGGGUCAAGCUCCUCAGUGCUGUCUUUUGCUGAAUCUAAUGCAAUUACAAAGUCUGGAAUCAAUUUCUCUUGGGCAGAAGUCAUGUCAGUAAGAUGAUAACAGGGACAAUACAUUCUCAUUGGCAUUGCUGCCGGGAGGAAGUGGCUUGUAAGAUGCCAAAAUUUGGGACUGUCGGGGGAUUUUAAUUUGAGGAACAUUCUUCUGGUAACUGUCUUGCUGAUAGGCCGUCUCCUUGUUUGGAUUCUGGGCUGCACGCCGUACGGACUCGUAACCUGCUUAUAUUGCUGGCAAACUUGUCUGAAACCAUAUUUCCCCACUCGUGUCUUUCUCACCGGAAGGCUUGGAAGAAGGAGCCCUGUUCUUAGGCAAACUUAGAGGACUAUUUGCUGACUUUGGUUGCAGUUGAAUUUUGAGUGUUGACAGGUUUGAAGUGCCCAGGGAUUCACUAUUGGUUGUACAGUUACUUUCCAUUUGGAGAGGUGGGGUUUGGGUUUUGACUUGAAGGCUGAGAUAUAACUGUCACUAGAUGUAUCUGAUUUCCUGUCCUAUUUUGUUGAUAUUUAAUCCUUCCAAAUAAUGUAAGGAUUUCUGUUUACUGUGAGAAGUUGGGAUCCUUUCUUUGAAGCACAAAAUUAGAGCUGUCUUCUGUGCUGCUGUAGUUGUCCUUCUUCCUUUGAUAAAGCAGUUUGGGAACAGAACUUCCACCUGCCCAGGUGCCCCAGCGUUUGAGCCUGGCCUUGCAGUGAAGAGACACGGACCAAAUGGGAACCGGGGUUCUAGGCUGGCAUCAGGUUUUCUUCAGCUUUAUCUCUGCUUGAUGAAGAUGGACUCAAGAGGUUGGAAAACUCUAUGGUUUGGUACUAAGUUGUUUGAGACCAUCUCUUCUUUUCGUGAAUGUUCUAUUGAAUUCGGUGCAAGUGGCUUGCUGUUUCUUGGUAACAGGCCCAUCCUGUUUUGUGGCUGUGAUCUCAUUAAUCUUUUGGCUCAGAAAAUGAAGAGUUGGAAAAAAAAAUUCUUCUAGAAGCUGGUAAAAGUUCAGUUUAAGGAUAACUCAAAUGUCAUGGGCUCCAAGUGAGGACAUUAAAAUCCUUUCAUUUUCAAAAAGCUUGACAGGUUUUCUAUUUUUAGUUGUACACAUAGUAAGUAGAGACCAUGCCCAUUCAGAGCUCUACCUUGAUUUCUGGGGGUUACUUUUUGAUGAUGAAAGAGUUGCACGGAUCAGCAGCUCCUCAAAGUUUAGUUUCCUGGAAAGGUGUUUUGUGACCACAUCAGAUGGACACGGUUUACAACCAUGGGUAAUCAUAAAGCAAGAGCUCUUUAUGUUUUGUCUCUCGAAUUGGAUUAAGUUAUCACACUCCCUACAUUUUGGUAGCAGUUUUUAACUUGCAUAGCCUUUGAGUUUGUGUUGCCUGCCUUCGGCUUAGGUCGUGAUCCCAGGGUCCCCCUGCUCAGCGGGGAGCCUGCUGCUCCCUCUGCUUGUGUGCUCUCUCUCUCUCUGACAAAUAAAUAAAUAAAAUCUUUAAAAAAAAAAAAAAAAAACUGUCCCAGGGGAAAUGGUAGUACAGGGUAUCAAAUCAUUUAAGCUAGUUUCCAAAGGAGAAGAUGCCUUUCUUGCAUCUGUGUCCUCCAGAGAUCUCAGUUCCCAGUUGACAGUGUUGUGGAAACCUUUGGACUUGAAUUUUGGAGAACCAGAACUUGAAUUGGUGGAAUUCUUGGCUGGUUUUGGCUUUCCUUCAUUUUCUGUAUCACUCCACAUCCUGCUUUGAGUGUUGGCAGGCCAUGAUUAUGAUGUCAUAUCGUAUCUGUCCUACAGCUAGACUAAUCACACAGCCAUAAAAUCCUUGUCCUCAGGUUUUUUUUUUUUUUCCAGAAUAGUAAGAGGGUCAUUUAAUGUGUGAGCAGAGCUAUCUCUAGCUCUCUAGAGAGGUUUCCAUGUGUCAGUGCUACUUGAUAGCUUUGUUUAAAGGCUGAUCAACUUCAUCGUCUUUGGGUGAAAUUUUAGCCUUUACAAAUCCUGUAUGUGAACGUCAUGGGGUUCUAGAUUUGUCAGUGAAAAAGUGGUAGGUCCUUGGUGGGGCCAGAAAAUUGUUGGAGUCAGGAUGCUGGAGUGCAGAAGCUGGAAAGACAGAGGAGGUCAGAGAAUGGGAUAUUUAAGGUCAUGCUCUUGGAGGGUUGCCCUUCGUGUAAUAUCUGAGGCGCAGCCAUGGGUGUGAGGGGCCACGGGAAGGGAGCAGACAAAAGCACUGAAGGCUGGAAGGUCAAGGAGCUGAGACCAGGGCUUGGCAGGGCCAUCUGUGUUAGGACAGGCCUCGUUUUAGGGCGUCAGUAAGGGCCCUGCUUGAAUCUUCAGGGAGAGAAGGAAAGUGGGCCAGGGAGGGGCUGGCAUCGAAGCCUGCCACCUGGAGGGGAAGUGAGCGGUGUCCGAGGACAUGAGGUUAAUGGGGGCAGGGCAAGCAGUGCCCUCAGGAGAGCCGGGGUUUAAAUGGGCUAAGGAAAAGGGGACCCUCAGAGGAGACGCCGAGGACACAAGGCUUUUUGCUGGUGUCUGACCAGGGGUUCCGAAAGGCCCUGCGGGAAUGUUUCAGGACUUAGAAAGGUGGGAAGGGGUCUGUUUGAGCUCAGGUGCAGGCCCCUUGGUGGCGUUGGUGGCUUCAGUUCUCAGAACCUGGUGCCAUUAAGUAGGCAAAUGCCAUGACUGCGGGGGGGAUGGUAGCAGUACCUACCUCACAGAGUUCGUGUGAAGGAUGCUGAGGAGAGCGGCAGGCAGCUUGGUGAGGCGGGUGCCCACUGCUCAGCCCCUGAAAGGGGACAGGCCGGCACGUGGGUGCUUCUGGUGCGGUGCAGGGGGAAGCACACACAACCACCUGUGAACCACCUUGCCUCCUGCACAAGCCACCGAACCCAAAUGCAGGUAGCCUCCAGAUGUGAUCAGCAGUGACAGGAAUACACCGCUCACAGGGACGGGAUAGUUGAGGCUGGGAGGAAUCGGUCAGCCGAAUCCGAGUCAGAAGUUCGGUUAGGGAAAAAGGAAGAGCUGUCGCAAACCGUGAAAGCAGUCUAAGAGACACGUGUCCCAAUGCUGGGGACUUCGUUUGGAUCCCAAUUAGUCCAAACCAGUUGUAAAAAGAUGGACUUUUUGGGAUGCCUGCGUGGCUCAGUUGGUUAAGCAUCUGCCUUUGGCUCAGGUCAUGAUCCCAGAGU